AUGCCCUUGCAGAGACCGUCCUGGCUCUGGCUGUACAUUAGAAUCGGUGUCAUUCUGAGUUUCUUUCCGGGACAUGAACCAAGCAACCCUGAGCAACAUGAGAAAAGCAGCUGCUAUCAACUUAACAGAUUUUCCUGCAACUUCCACGCGGCAAAUAUAUACUGCCACAGCCAGAGAAGACACCUAGCCCACACGUGGAACCCAAAGCUUCAGGAUUUCCUACAAAACUCCCCCCAAAGAGAAACAGUGUGGUGGGUUGGGGAAAACCUAAAGCUGCCCAGAAAGCAUCCUGGGACAGGAGAUGUUGCCAUCCCAAGGAACCAAAGCUUUGCCGACUGCACUUCCGUGGUCCUACGCUCUAGUGCCGCCUCCACAAGACUGGAGCCAUGCUUCAAUACACAUCAUUUCAUCUGCCAGGCUGCCGCUCCACCCUUACCCCCUCAAGGUGCAAGCAUUUGGAAAAAAGAGCUUGGUCCUCGGACACCCAUGAAACAAAGAGGAGCUGAGACGAAGAGACAUGUGACCUUGGGAGAUGAUCACGCGUUAGCCAUUUGUCGCCCACCCGCCACUGCUCCUGGACUUUCUGAGACACAGUGCUUUCCCAUCAACCCAGUUUCUUCAGUACCUCCAAAAGCCACGCACAAGAUGGCAGUCACAUCCCCGACCAGAAGGUCACAGGUGACAUCAGACACCUCUGCAUCCAGCAGCCCACCCCAGGUGACACCAGACACACCUGCAUCCAGCAGCCCACCACAGGUGACACCAGAAACCUCUGCAUCUAGCAGCCCACCCCAGGUGACACCAGACACACCUGCAUCCAGCAACUCACCCCAGGUAACAUCAGACACACCUGCAUCCAUCAGCCCACCACAGAUGAUAUCAGACACACCUGCAUCCAGCAGCCCACCACAGGUGACAUCAGCCACACCUGCAUCCAGCAGCCCACCCCAGGUGACACCAGACACACCUGCAUCCAGCAACUCACCCCAGGUGACAUCAGACACACCUGCAUCCAGCAGCCCACCCCAGGUGACACCAGACACACCUGCAUCCAGUAGCCCACCCCAGGUGACAUCAGACACCUCUGCAUCCAGCAGCCCACCCCAGGUGACACCAUACACACCUGCAUCCAGCAGCCCACCCCAGGUGACACCAGACACCUCUGCAUCCAGCAGCCCACCACAGGUGACACCAGACACACCUGCAUCCAGCAACCCACCCCAGGUGACACCAGACACCUCUGCAUCCAGCAGCCCACCACAGGUGACACCAGACACACCUGCAUCCAGCAGCCCAGCACAGGUGACACCAGACACACCUGCAUCCAGCAGCCCACCACAGGUGACAUCAGACACACCUGCAUCCAGCAACCCACCCCAGGUGACAUCAGACACACCUGCAUCCAGCAGCCCACCCCAGGUGACAUCAGACACACCUGCAUCCAGCAACCCACCACAGGUGACAUCAGACACACCUGCAUCCAGCAACCCACCCCAGGUGACACCAGACACACCUGCAUCCAGCAGCCCACCACAGGUGACACUAGACACACCUGCAUCCAGCAGCCCACCACAGGUGACAUCAGACACACCUGCAUCCAGCAGCCCACCCCAAGUGACAUCAGACACCUCUGCAUCCAGCAGCCCACCCCAGGUGACACCAGACACACCUGCAUCCAGCAGCCCACCCCAGGUGACACCAGACACACCUGCAUCCAGCAACUCACCACAGGUGACAUCAGAGACACCUUCAUCCAGCAGCCUACCCCAGGUGACAACAGCCACACCAGUACCAAACAGCCCACCAUGGCCUGUGAUAACAGAGGUCACCAGGCCUGAAUCCACAAUACCUGCUGGAAGAUCUUUGGAAAGCAUCACUUCAAACACGAAGGAAGACUCUCACCCAGGAGUCCUCUCCACCCUUCCACAGAUGUCAUUUCAGAAUUCAACCGAUCAGGUCAUAGAUGAGACAGCAGGGAAGCUGAUCUCAACAAUUCCUGAUUUUCAAGCUCACAAUGAAUUCCUGAAAGCUUGCACCAUCCUCCAGAGACUUAGAGACGUCCGGCCAACAUCUCCCACACCAGCUCAGAAGGACAACAGUUGGAGCUUCCAGACUCCAGCAGUCAGCUGCCCCUCCAAGCCCAUUGGAAGUCCAAUAACAGCUGAGAAAAGCAGUCAUCAGAUGGCUCAGAACGACACGGAGCAGCACCCCACAGAUGGAGCGUACACUACAUUUGGGAUCGGCACAGGGGGAUCUGAAACUCCAAGUGAUAUGGAGGAGUUUCCAAGUGAUAUGAGACUACGGAGUGAGUUUGAGGUUGAAGACAUGCUGGAGACAUCCCUGAUGGCCCUGGGGGAGAUCCACAGAGCAUUUUGCCAACGAAGUCUGUGCCCUCAGUCGGCAGUGACCCUGGCCUCUUCCACUGCUACUCUGGUGCUGAGCAGCCAAAAUGUGUCGACGUUGCCUUUGAGCACCUACACUCUGGGUGAGCCUGCACCUUUGAGGUUGGGCUUCCCGUCAGCAGAAGCGCUGAAGGAACUCUUGAAUAAACACCCAGGAGUGAACCUUCAAGUAACAGGUCUGGCUUUCAACCCUUUUGAGACGUCAGAUGACAGGAACAUUGUUGGAAGCGUUGGAAAUGUACUGCUGAGCUCUGGUUACCAGCCGAUCCAAGUCCGAGAUUUAACAGAAGACAUUGAGAUCGUGCUCUGGAGAAACGACAGCAUGGAGACCCAGCCGACCAACCUGAACACAAGUACAGACCGGUUCACAAUCUCUGUGAAUAUCACUUCCUUGGAGAAAACCCUCAUUGUGACCAUCGAGCCCGAAAGUCCCCUCCUAAUGACACUCUACCUGGGCUUCCAGGACCAGCCGGCCCACACUCACUUCUAUCUCAACGUCAGCCUGCCGAGGGACCAGGUGUGGCAGAAAGAUGAGGAGUACACAUGGGUGCUGACACCGGAGAGCCUGUGGUAUGGGAUUGGCACCUACUACAUAAUGGCCGUGGCGAAUAAAAGUACAGAGACAACACAGAGCACCCCCGUCCUGGUCUCAGUGGUCACAGCUGUCACCCAGUGCUAUUUCUGGGACAGAUACAACAGGACAUGGAAGAGCGACGGAUGCCAAGUGGGGCCGAAGAGCACCAUCUUAAAGACCCAGUGUCUCUGUGACCACUUGACCUUCUUCAGCAGCGACUUCUUCAUCGUGCCCAGGACGGUGGAUGUAGGAAACACCAUCAAACUGCUUCUUCAUGUGACCAACAACCCUGUCGGGGUGUCGUUGCUGGCCAGCCUCCUAGGAUUCUAUAUCCUCUUAGCCGUGUGGGCUUGGAGGAAGGAUCGAGCAGAUACGCAGAAGGUGAAGGUAACAGUCCUGGCUGACAGCGACCCCAGCUCUGCAUUCCACUACCUUAUCCAGGUCUACACUGGGUAUCGGAGGAGGGCUGCUACCACAGCCAAGGUCGUUAUCACUCUCUAUGGCUCAGAGGGACACAGCGAGCCCCACCACCUUUGUGACCCAGAGAAGAUUGUUUUUGAGCGUGGAGCACUGGAUGUUUUCCUUCUUUCCACUGGAUCCUGGCUGGGGGACCUGCAUGGCCUUCGGCUGUGGCAUGACAAUUCCGGUGACAGCCCUUCUUGGUAUGUAAGCCGGGUGAUCGUCAGUGACAUGACUGGGAAGAAGAAAUGGCAUUUCCAGUGCGAUUGUUGGCUGGCCGUGGACUUGGGCAACUGCGAGCGUGACAGGGUGUUCACACCAGCCUCCAGAAGCAAGCUCUCUUCCUUCAGACACCUGUUCUCCUCCACGAUCGUAGAAAAAUUCACCCAGGAUUAUCUGUGGCUCUCGGUUGCAACUCGACAUCCCUGGAACCAGUUUACAAGAGUCCAGCGACUCUCCUGCUGUAUGACACUACUGCUCUGUGACAUGAUCAUCAAUGUCAUGUUCUGGAAGAUGGGUGGCACCACUACCAAGAGGGGAGAACAAUUAGGUAAAUUUGCUGUGACCUUGUCAGAGCUGCUUGUCAGCAUCCAGACCUCCAUCAUCCUCGUCCCUAUCCAUCUCGUCUUUGGGCGGCUCUUCCAGUUGAUUCAGCCACCAGAAGCUCUGCCCCCGCUUCCUCUCAGCCAGGCUGCCUGCCCCUCAGCUCUGGUUUGUGAGGCCCCAUCUCUUAUACAGGUGGUCAAGGAAUUAAAGGAAACUGUGGGAUUUCUGCUCAGGAGAAGUACACAUCUGCUCUCGGAGUGUGAACAGUCUUUGUGGAGUUCUUGUGACAUUAACAAGCUGGUGAAGCUUUUAUCAGGCCUCAUUUACUCUCACCUAGAAGAUCAAGGCUGUCACCAGCAGACACAGUCCCACUGGGAAGACGGGGUGUCUGAAAAUCAUUACCAUUUGUGCCGCUACCUUCUCCAAGUUCUGCAGAGACUGAAAUCGCACUUAGAUGCUCUUGGUGCUGCUCAGGAUCGCCAGCCUCAUGACUUCUCAGAAGCAGUCAGCCAACUUCAAAACCUCCGGGAACUCCUGGAGACACAGACCCUUCCCAGGGAGCCAGGGCCAUGCAAGCAUUCAACCUGUUUCCCCAUCCUAAGCCCAGAAGAAGGGAAGAAGCCCAUGUCGUUUUGCCUGUUCAGGUGGUUGAAGUACAGCUGUUGGCUCCUUCUUGGUGUCAUCAGCCUGGCUUCAGCCUUUUUUAUAACACUCUAUAGCUUGGAGCUGAACAAAGACCAAGCCACCAGCUGGGUUAUUUCAAUGAUGCUGUCGAUACUACAAGACAUCUUUAUCAGCCAGCCGAUAAAGGUGAUCUUCCUGACAUUGCUGUUCUCCCUGAUGGCGAACCACAUGCCAUGGCUUAACAAAGACAAGGAACAACACGCCAGGAGAAUUGUAGCACUUUGGGCAAAGUGUCCUUCAUCGGCGCCUGGGUUGAGAGACAAGAACAAUCCCAUCUACACUGCCCCAGCAAUGAACAACCUAGCCAAGCACACACAGAAAGCCUGGAAAAAGCAGCUCUUCAGACUGACUGGUGGUACCCUGGUACAAAUCCUCUUCCUGACCCUGCUGAUGACUACCGUCUACUCUGCAAGGGACCCCAGUCGAUUUUUCCUCCACCGUGCUAUCUGGAAGAGGUUUUCUCACCGUUUCUCAGAAAUCAAAGCCAUAAAGGAUUUCUACCCCUGGGCCAACCACACCCUCCUUCCUAACCUAUACGGGGAUUACAGAGGAUUUAUUACUGACGGGAACUCCUUCCUUCUGGGCAACGUUUUGCUCCGCCAGAUCCGCACUCCUAAUGACAUACUCUUCCCAGUGUCUCCCCACGAACAAAUGAAGUCGUAUCCCCAACAUCAGGAGGACAAAGAGAACUAUGGAUCUGGCUGGGUGCCCCCGGAUACAAACAUCACAAAUGCAGACAGUAUCUGGCAUCAUCAGAGUCAGGAGUCUCUGGGAGGCUAUCCCAUCCCAGGGGAGUUAGCCACUUACUCAGGAGGAGGCUAUGUCGUAAGGCUCGGAAGAAACUCCAGUGCUGCAGCCAGGGCUCUGCAGCAUCUGGAGCAGAGGCGCUGGCUGGACCACUGCACAAAAGCCCUCUUUGUGGAAUUCACCGUCUUCAAUGCUAACGUGAAUCUGCUCUGUGUGGUGACCCUUGUCUUGGAAUCCAGUGGUGUGGGGACUUUCUUCACCUCCCUGCAACUGGACAGUUUAACUUCCCUUCACCCAUCAGAGAGGGGCUUUGCCUGGAUUAUCUCACAAGUCGCCUACUACCUUCUCGUCUGUUACUACGCCUUCAUCCAGGGCUGUCGGCUGAAGCGGCAGAGGUUGGCAUUCUUCACUAGGAAAAGAAACAUUCUGGACACAAGCAUCACCCUCAUUAGCUUCAGCAUCUUGGGACUCCAUGCGCAGAGCAUCUCUCUACUUCACAAAAACAUGCAGCAGUACCGCCAUGACCGGGACAGGUUCAUCAGUUUCUACGAGGCACUGAGAGUGAACUCCGCGGUCACUCACCUCAUGGGCUUCCUGCUUCUGUUUGCAACUGUUCGGGUGUGGGACCUACUGCGACAUCAUGCCCAGUUACAGGUCAUCAACAAGACACUGACCAAGGCCUGGGAUGAGGUGCUGGGCUUUCUACUGAUCAUCACACUCCUGCUCAGCAGCUACGCCAUGACCUUCAACCUGCUGUUUGGAUGGAGCAUCUCUGACUACCGGAGUUUCUUCAGGUCUAUAGUGACUGUUGUUGGCCUCUUGAUGGGAAUUUCUAAGCACAAAGAGGUUAUUGCUCUAUACCCGAUCCUGGGCUCGUUUCUGAUUCUCAGUAAUAUCAUCCUGAUGGGACUUGUGAUCAUUAAUCUUUUUGUUUCUGCCAUUCUCAUUGUCUUUGGAAAAGAAAGGAAGGCCUGUGAGAAAGAAGCUACACUGACAGAUAUGUUACUACAGAAGCUCUCAAGUCUGUUAGGAAUCCGCCAGCACCAGAAUCUUUCAUCUGAGAAACAUGCUGACAACACUGGUUCCUCAAAUCUCCGGGAAAGAUCAUCAAAGUCUAUGUCUUCUGAUGCUGAGGUACUGGCUCCAGCAGAUGCAGUCGGGAGUGUGUCUGGUACUGAUGGCAACUCUGGCAGUACAAAGGUGUUGUAAUUAUCCACCGGUCUGGAAGGGGGCUUUGCG
Grammomys surdaster is the source of this 6651-nucleotide messenger RNA. RefSeq names its product polycystin 1 like 3, transient receptor potential channel interacting (gene Pkd1l3). Bases 1 to 6621 code for a protein of 2206 amino acids. Gene Ontology annotation, molecular function: calcium ion binding; calcium channel activity; protein binding. The transcript is spliced from 35 exons. Lineage: Eukaryota; Metazoa; Chordata; Mammalia; Rodentia; Muridae. Gene Ontology annotation, cellular component: membrane. Gene Ontology annotation, biological process: detection of mechanical stimulus. The record is from RefSeq and is a predicted model, not a curated record.